AUGCAUAUCGGUCAUAAGAAAUAUUGGUGGCUCAUUUAUGAUGAGCGUCCCCUCUGGCUCACUUUGGGAGGAGCGUCUCCCGGCUCUCUUUGGGCGCAGCUAACCCUCGCUGUUGCGACGGUUGAACAUCUUCCGGAUGUUCUUGCCUAUGCGGGUAAAGCGGCGGCGGCCAGAAGACUGGUCCAAGACCCUACCAGAUUGAACGGCGACAUCCUCCAUCUCGGGGUGCUGCUGGUAGAUAUCAUCCAGUUUCACUUCCCGCUCACGUUCGGCGCCGAUAAGGGUGCGAUCAGUCACGACCCGUGGACGGUACGAGUUAGCGGCCGGGAGGUUUGGGAACUUGGGUUCAUCCGUACCCAUAAUGAGUCUAUCCGCGUCCGGCGACUUGUACAUAAACGCUCCGUACUGCUUCUUGGGAGCCUGUGCAUCAGAUCUGCUGGGCGAGUUACGAAGAAUCGACGACAGUCCCGAUGGGACUGCCACACUUUUGAUCAUGCGACGUGGGAUAGGGGGGUCUUCAGACUGUGCGACUUCGGUAUGCUGGAUGCGAUGAGGUUCGGAAACAGUACUCUGAAUCUGAGUUCGUUGGCGGGCAUUAGCCUCCUUCUUUGCGGCCAGUUCAGCCAACCAGAUUUUGUCGUCAUCUGUAACUGGGUUCAUCGCCAAUGGCGAUUGUUUCAUGCCAGCACCGCUCCAGAAGGGCUUGCGCUCUUCGAACUUUGCUUUCUCGAUGACCGUUUUCUCAAUGGCAGCUUUCUCAACGGCAGCUUUCUCAACGGCAGCUCUCUCGACAGCGGCUUUCUCUAUGGCGGCUUUCUCCAUGGUGGCUUUCUCGACAGCAGCUCUCUCUACAGCGGCUUUCUCCAUGGCGGCUUUCUCGAUGAUCGUUUUCUCCAUGGCAGCUUUCUUUGCGGAAGCCAUAGGAUUGAUAACGAUUUUGAAAUCAAAAAUGUCGCUGACGGCAAACUUCACAGUAUGGGUAGUACCCUGGGCAUUGUGGUUGGCGAUAAACUUUUCAAGGAAGGCAGUUUCAUCAGCAGCCAGCGAGUUUCUAUGGAAGAACUGUUUGUGGAAUAG
This is a messenger RNA of Penicillium taxi, 1077 nucleotides long. RefSeq lists its product as uncharacterized. NCBI's taxonomy places the organism in Eukaryota, Fungi, Ascomycota, Eurotiomycetes, Eurotiales, Aspergillaceae. The transcript has 3 exons. The record is from RefSeq and is a predicted model, not a curated record. Bases 1 to 1077 code for a protein of 358 amino acids.